GGGCGACCCGGCCAAAGUUGAGACGAACCUGGCGUAAAAGGCCCGCGUUGCCGUUACCUUCCCUCAAGCUAACGUGUUAGCCGUCAAUACAGUUCGAGCGGAGCGGCGUUUGCUAAUCUAUGCUAAGCUAACCGUGUAGCCGUUUCGGCUCCAAGGUCGAUUAGAGCAUGUCUGCAUCCGAGUCAGCCUCAGUGUGAUGGUGAAUCAACCCGUCUGCCUGCGGAGCAGUGGAGACCGAGGGAGGAUCCUUCGGCUUUGGCCCAUCAGACACGCAUGUUUUAGGGUCAUACGCGAGAUGCUCUAUAAACCUGCUGUAGCUCCUGUAUCCAGUUCUGAAGUUUGAUAUGACACCUUAUGAGCUAAACUUUGUUUGUGUUGUUCGAAUGUAAUCUUCAAACGCGAAUACGUCUCAUAUCUGACAGGUUUUAUGUCUGCAGUAUCUCUCAGUAGUCCUGUCAACUUUGCCUGAGUGGACCAGAGUUUCGGCUUUGGUGCAUGUCUGUAGCUACCAUCACCACUAACGAGAUGGUGUCAGUGAUGCCAAAACAGAUUGAUAUCAAAGGUAAAUAAGAUGAUAAAGGAGCACGGCGACCUGUUUUCUGACUCCCAGUGUAAAGUCUGCAGUGCUGUCCUGAUUUCUGAGUCUCAGAAGUUGACUCAUUAUCAGAGCAAGAAACAUGCCAACAAAGUGCGUCGUUAUCUCUCCAUCCAAAAUGAGACGGAGCCAGCUUUCAAAAAGUUAAAGUCAUCAUCUGAUAGUCAGGACUGUAAUAACGGAGACUCUGACCGGUCCAAGGUGUGUCAUGUAUGUAACAUGACAUUCUCCUCUCCUGUGGUGGCCGAGUCUCACUACCAGGGCAAAGUUCACGCCAAGAACUUGAGGCUGAAGACGGUCGGUCCCCAGACCCCAGCAGUCGCCGCCCAAACGGCACCAACACCUCAGCCGAAGAAGAAACCUGCAGAUGAUUCGAGCGCUGUGCCGGCAACGGGCAACAACAACAACAACAACAACGACGGCAACAACAGAGACCCAGACCGUUUCUGCUCCAUCUGCCAGGCGUCCUUCAACAAUCCACUCAUGGCCCAGCAACACUACGUCGGCAAGAAGCAUAGAAAACAGAUGACCAAGCUCAAACUGAUGGAGACGUACGGUCCCUCCUCUGCACCAGCUUCCACACUAAAGGGCUACCCCUGUACCGUCUGCAAGAUUGAACUAAACUCUGUGGAGCAAUACCAAUCUCAUAUCAGUGGAGCAAAACAUAAGAACCAAAUAAAGAAAUCCACGCUGAACACUGCAGAGAACCAACACGCAGCAGAACAAUCGCAAGAAGGGGACAGCCAGUUCACCGUGGGAGGUGACCAGUACGCUGCCGCAGACGACCAGUAUGCCCCUGUGGUUGACCAGUACGGCGCUGGAGAUGACCAGUACGCAGCCGGAGAGAACCAGUACACGCCCGAGGACAGGGAGUACUCGGAGGAGUACCUGUAUACUUGAGGCUGGACUGGGAAGGACCCACAGAGGUUUCAGUCAGGACUUGGAAUGACACACAACAACCAGCCCCUUUAACAAAUUAACAACCCAUCAACCUCCAUGGACAUUCAGCUCCUGUCAGAGUACCUCGUAAGUCGGGGGGGUCAUCUAAACCACAGGUUUAAACCCUGGGAAUACCCUGAGGUAUUUUGUCAUCUUGGGUCCCCGGCUGAAACAGUUGAAGAAUGUAAGCUGUCACUUGCUUCAUCACCUGAUCCUGAGUUCAGCAGCAAUGCCGCUCUCCAUACGGUCACAAUGAAGAAUGUCUUUGAGGGUUCAACAGGCCUCUACUUCUGUCUCAAAUUGGUGAACUGAUCAAAAACUAUUCUGCAUAUGUACAUUGGCUGGGUAUCAUCUGAAAUUUGUCAAUACUGGUGCUGGUUAUAUUUUUCCCCCAGUACUUCAGUGCUGCUGUCAGACACAUUUCAGCCAGUACCAAAAAAGGACGGCAUUUUGAAACCCAGCCUUUAGUGUAUAUCAGAGUAACGACAAGACAAAGUCUGAAUCCAGUUAUUAAACUUAAAUCAAAGUUUGGUCUAUUGCAUCAGUCAGAUAUAUCAGCCUUUACUAACAUAUAAUCGUUACUAACAUGCAGAGUGCCACAGGUCUCACGACGGUUCAAAGUAAAUAUGGUUGGUUUACAUCUCCAGUGAAUGUAUUUGGAACAUGUCCUCACCUCAUUUCUCCAUGUUUGAUUAUUUCUGAAUUUGUUCCUGAAGAUGCAGAUGUUGGAAAAGGAAGUCAAACUUUUCAGAGCCAGAUCAGUUGCCAAUAGUCAUUUCUGUCUGUAUAGAUGAAAGGAAGAAAAAAACAAACAGACGAAGGCUUCAAUCUUUUAUUUUUUAUUUAAAGCUGAAAUAUCUUGAAGUUGUUUUUAUUAUUGACGUGUGUGCUUGUUCUGUGUAAAUCACAGAUGGUGAUUUCAUUAGAUUUCUAUAAUGUGGCCAUCUGGACGAAGCUAGUACUGUUCUGGAGGUGAAGAGUUCCUCUCAGUUUAACAGUUUCUAUUUGCUUCGUGUUCUUUUUACCAUUAUUUUUAUUAUUUGCCUAAGAAGAGUCCUCUCUGACUGACAACCUAGAGUUUGGUGAAACUCCUAAAGGAUUUACUGUGAUAACAACAGUGAGUUGUUUCCCUGCUCCCGGUACAACAAUAACAUAAAAUAAUAAGUAAAACAACUUUUACUUAACAGGACAGUAAAAAAAACAUUGCGACAGUGGACAUCUUUAUCAGACGCUCAUCAUUAAUUGAUGAUGAAAGAUACAGUGUUAAAGUGAGUUGGUUACAGGCCACAGCUCACGCACCUGCGUGAGUCUAAAUUACAUCCACUAGCUCUUAAAAGUACCAGGAUGAUUCAAACCCCAAACUGGUGGUGGUUGGCGAAGAGUAACUCUCUCGCGGAGGUUGAUGUCAUUUUUAUAUAAAAAAAAAAAUGUAUUUAAAUUUCCAGGAGUCUCGACAGUUUCAAUUACGAAAUGGACGUGGAAGGGAUCAUGUUGAAAAAUAUUAAAAGCAUCCUCCCAUUUCAAACGCAGUGGAUCUGUAUCAGCUCUGGGUUUGUGACAGUAGAAGCGUUUUUGUACUUUGUGCGUUACAUUCUUGGUUUACUGAAGGGUGAAAUAUUUUUAAACACUUUCCCUCUGAGCUGUGCGAAGUGGGGCUUUAUAAACUCUAGAGAACACUAACAGACGCUUUCUGAUCUCUGUCGCUGACGCCGAUGGCAGAGAUUUUCAAGAGUGAUGUCAAAUUAGAAAGUGAUGUCAACAUUAGUGAGAGUAAAAGCUUUUCUUUUUAAAUCCAUUUGAAUAUUUUAGUAUUGAAUGUAUUCAAAGCUCUGGCUAAUGAAAAUUAAUAAUUUUUUUGGAUGUAAUUUAUACCAAGAGGGCUCAUACAGACUGUAUAGUACAUGGUGUAUAGAAGACAAAUGACCGUUUUGUUUUCAUCCUCAUUCUUGUGUUCAGUGUUUUGUGAUGAGUUACUUUCAGUAUGUAAUGUAUACUUGAGAGGAAAACGCCGUGAAGAUGUGCAAGUAAAGAAAUGUUUUAUGAUGGUUUGUA
This is a messenger RNA of Scophthalmus maximus (turbot), 3586 nucleotides long. RefSeq names its product zinc finger protein 346 (gene znf346). The coding region runs from base 572 to 1495 and encodes 307 amino acids. The transcript is spliced from 7 exons. Gene Ontology annotation, molecular function: zinc ion binding; nucleic acid binding. NCBI's taxonomy places the organism in Eukaryota, Metazoa, Chordata, Actinopteri, Pleuronectiformes, Scophthalmidae. The record is from RefSeq and is a predicted model, not a curated record.